This is a messenger RNA of Medicago truncatula (barrel medic), 585 nucleotides long. RefSeq names its product transcription factor TRY. The transcript is spliced from 3 exons. NCBI's taxonomy places the organism in Eukaryota, Viridiplantae, Streptophyta, Magnoliopsida, Fabales, Fabaceae. Gene Ontology annotation, molecular function: transcription cis-regulatory region binding. The record is from RefSeq and is a predicted model, not a curated record. Bases 86 to 361 code for a protein of 91 amino acids. Gene Ontology annotation, biological process: regulation of DNA-templated transcription; cell differentiation. Gene Ontology annotation, cellular component: nucleus.
GUUUCAGCUUCACCUUUAUUAAACCGCAGCCUCUGCCCCUUCUUGUUUCUACAUCAUCCAGUAACCACCAGCAGGUAGAUAAAAUAUGGAAGAAAAACGACGUUCCCAUUCCCAAAAUAAGGCAAAUAUCUCCCCAAACACAAGUCAAACCUCUGAAGCUGGUGGAGAAGUGAGCAGCACUGAGUGGGAGUUCAUAGAGAUGAGCGAGCAAGAGGAGGAUCUCAUUCGCAGGAUGUACGACCUAGUUGGAGAUAGGUGGAAUUUGAUAGCAGGUCGCAUUCCAGGUCGUAAAGCAGAAGAAAUAGAGAGAUUCUGGAUUAUGAGACACACUGAUGCUUUUUCUGCCAAAAGAAAGAAGUGAACAUAAAGCAAAUUAAAUUAAGACUCUUUAUUUUGUUUGUUCAAUUAUAUCUCUCUCCUAGGCAUAAUUAUUCUAGCAUAUAAAGAAUUAUUUGUAUUGCUUCUCGUUGAAGGUUUGACACUUCCAUUCCAUGUCUCAAGCAAGCUUUAUAUGAAAGGAGAUUUUGUAUUUUGCAUAGUUUAAGUUAAUUUAAUUAAUUAGUUUGACUGUUUGAUUUUCCUUUA